AUGACGUUACAUCUGAAUCUGCCAGGCUCGCACCACCGCAGCGCCGAACAGCAAGCGCAGCUCCGAGAGGCACGACGGUUGCUGCGAGAUAAGAUCCGAAAUGACUGGGAAUAUCCGCCACUGCCGGCCUGGAAGUCGAGUGGGCGGCACGAGGCAGCGAACAGCGCAGCAACAGAGGAACUGAACGUCGAAGAUCGCAUCGCGGGCUUUCGAUUCCACGCUCCGAGCACCCCGGACCGCGCGAAUGGAGUGGUGGGCGAGGCAUUGGGACUGGGCUUUGAGCCGAUCGAGUGGAGGGAACGAGAGGAUUCCGAUGUCUCUGAAACCGAGUCGGAAGUGGCAGCGAUGACACCUGCGCACACCACAUCAUCAUCGAGCAAGAGCAAAGUGGAAACGUACAAAUUCGACGCUCCGGAUAGCGUGGGCCCACAGCUGCACAGCCGUCAGCAGGCGCGCAAGCGGAAACGAUGGCAGGCUGUGCACGAAGAAAUGGAAUGGAAUGACGGCUUGGCGCACUGGACCAGGCGGAGAGAUGUGUGGUGCUGUGCUCGAGAGACACGAGACGUGCGACUCCUGGAAGGCAGCAGUGGUAGCGGACUUGCAGACCACGCGCCGCCAGCGAGAGGAAUCGUGCAUAUUGAGGUCGAUUCCGGGUCUGCCUCUGGGGGAUCGACUCCACGAACGUCCACUUCUUCUUCUGUCGAAGCGCAUGUGUCCAGUACGCCCGCUUCAACACCGUCCGGGUCGCCCGAUGUCACCGGAGCAGCAGCAGGAUCAACAGCAGGGACCUCACUGCGCUCGAGUCCCGCAACGAUACCUUUGGACGUUCUAGUACCUAUAGCACCAGCACUCCUACCCAAACACCCCAUCCGCAAACGCAUCAACCACGACAUGUAUCCCGAAAUCUACAACAAAAUCAUUCUGCAAUCCCGCACGCCCUCGGUUCCAAUCAACUUGCUCACGCUGCUCCGUGCGCUGGUGCAAGGCUGGAAAGACGAUGGCGAAUGGCCGCCCAAACCGGGUGUGCUCGAAAAGUCGUUUACCACGCGGAGGAAACGAGGGGGUAGUGGAGGGGGAGGGGGAGAGGGGAGUUUGAAGUCGGGGGUGAAAGCGGUGGGGAGGGUGUUGAGAUUGACGAGUAGUGGUGGUGGUGGUGGUGGUGUACCUUCUUGA
This is a messenger RNA of Sphaerulina musiva SO2202, 1173 nucleotides long. RefSeq lists its product as uncharacterized. NCBI's taxonomy places the organism in Eukaryota, Fungi, Ascomycota, Dothideomycetes, Mycosphaerellales, Mycosphaerellaceae. Bases 1 to 1173 code for a protein of 390 amino acids. The transcript is spliced from 2 exons. The record is from RefSeq and is a predicted model, not a curated record.